Messenger RNA from Gekko japonicus, 531 nucleotides. RefSeq names its product FANCD2 opposite strand (gene FANCD2OS). Lineage: Eukaryota; Metazoa; Chordata; Lepidosauria; Squamata; Gekkonidae. The record is from RefSeq and is a predicted model, not a curated record. The transcript has a single exon. The coding region runs from base 1 to 531 and encodes 176 amino acids.
AUGGCCAGUGGGUACCAGCUAUGGGGUCCCUGGUCCCCGCUGGAUGAGUCCCUACAAUGGCUGCGGGGUGCUGUGCCCAGGCCCAGCGGCACCAAACACCCUUUCCGUGGUGGGCAGAGCCCAGCCACCGCCACUGAUCUUGAGGUGCCGCCUUGUUUCCAGGGACUCAGCCUGGUGCUGGAGCCCAGCACGAAGACAGGAGCUGGGCAACCCCAACCCCCUGGGGCAGCGGGAGAGACGAGAGGAAGCGGCGGGACAGUGCGCAAGCCUCAGGCCGUGCGGCUCACGGGGCUCGACUCUGUGUUUGGGCACUUUGUGACGGCACAGCCCCCACACUGGACUGGCUCGCUGCGGGUUUCAGAGCGCUCAGCCUUUUGUCAGGUCAUAAGCUCCCAGCAACGUUGGCCCCGUGGACUCCAGGAGCCGCAAGUGCGCAUGGCUAUGGCCAUGUGCCGCCAAAUGCUGCGUGCCAUCCUCCUGCUUUACGCUGCCUACAAGAAGUGCGCGUUUGCACUGCAGCAUUCCCGUUAA